GUCUCCAGCUGCCAAGAACAGAAAGCUGGUCCCGAACGGCCCCCCGGCGAAGAGGAAGAAGUCUUCCAGCAGCAGUGACAGCUCCAGCGAGGAGGAGCAGAAGCCUCCAGCCAAGAAGCCAGCAGCAGCUGGGCCCAAGGCAAAAGCAGUUCCUCCAGCCAAGAAGGCAGAGAGCAGCAGUGAGGACUCCAGCGAUGAUUCAGACUCAGAGGAGGAGAAGCCAGCAAAGAAAGGUGUAAAACUCGCGGUGAAGUCACCUGGAACCAAAAUCCAGCCUCAAAAGAAAGCAGAGAGUUCCAGCUCUGACUCGAGCAGCUCAGAUGAAGAAGCACCAAAAAAACAGCCACCAAAGCCAGCAACACCUAAAUCAGGAAGUAAACCUGCCCAGGCAGCCACCAAGGUUGUCAAUGGAAAAGCAGCAAGCAGUAGCAGCAGUAGUGAAGAUUCGGAUGAGGAAGAGGCAUCAAAAAAGGCUGUUCCCAAGAAAUCACCUCUGCUGAAACCUGCAGCCACUCAAGCAUGUCCCGGAAAAAACAAACGUGCCAAGGAAAGUUCCAGUAGUGAGGACUCGUCUGACAGCUCAGAUGAUGAGAAGCCACCUGUGAAACAAAGGCCCAAGUCUGGUCAGUACAGUGCUGUACCACCUCCACAAGGUACGCAGGCAAAGAAAGGCCUUGUCAAGGCUCCUGCAAAAAAGGAUGAGAGCAGUGACUCAUCAGACAGCAGUGAUGAGGCAGAGCAGGUGCCUCCAAAGAGAGAAGCAGGCAAAGCAGCAGUAGCUAAAACAGUCCCUGCUCCCCAAAACAAAGCUGUUACUAGCAAGAAGGCUGAAUCCAGUUCUGACAGUGACUCAGAUUCUAGCUCUGAAGAUGACAAGAAGAAGGUGGGGAGUAAGCUCCCAGUUAAACAACCUGUGAUAAAGAAUACUGCCAAACCAGCAGCGAAAGUGGUUGUCAAACCUGGACAAGCUAAGAAAGACUCCAGUUCUUCCUCAGACAGCUCAGAUUCUGAUAGUUCUAACAAGAAGGCAGCUCCUGUGAAGCCCACACCUAAAGCAGCAACCCCUGUAGCAAAGAAGACACAAGCUGCCACAAAGAAAGCACAGAGCAGCUCUGAUUCAGAUAGCAGCUCCAGCAGUUCUGAGGAUGAGAAGAAGAAUAAAGGCCCUCCAGCUAAAUUAGCCAAAAAAGUGGCUAAACCAGCAUCUAAACCUUCUACUCAAGCUCCCAAAGCAGACACAUCUGACUCUGAUAGCUCAAGCAGUGAAGAAGAAAAGAAGCCAGCAGUGAAACCAGCUGCCAAAUUCACAGGGGCUGCAAAAGCAGCUGUGGGGAAGAAGGCAAGUGCUUCUAGUAGUAGCAGCAGCUCAGAUAGUUCCAGUGAAGAGGAUGAGAAGCCCAAAAAGGCAGGGAAAGGAGCACAGAAUGGUUCUAAGGCCCCUGCCUCUACAGCAAAACCAUCAGCAACAGCAGCAAACAACAUGAAGUCUAAGCCAGCUGGUGGCAGCAGUAGUAGCAGUGAAAGCAGCUCUGAAGAAGAGACUGGAAAAGUCAAUGGAGGCCCAAUCAAGAAGAAACAGAAGAUGGAAGAUGCUCAGGAGGCAGAGACACCACACAAUAAAAAAGCAAAGGUCAAAGUCAAAACACCACACACAGUUCCCAAGGUGAAACGGGCAGCCUCUCCGUUCCGCCGUGUGAGGGAAGAAGAGAUUGAGGUGGAUGCCCGUGUUGCUGAUAACUCAUUUGAAGCAAAGAAAGGAGCAGCUGGUGACUGGGGCGAGAAGGCUAACAAUAUCCUGAAAUACACUAAAGGCAAAUCUUUCCGCCAUGAGAAGACAAAGAAAAAACGAGGCAGCUACCGUGGGGGCGCUAUAUCAACCCAAGUCAAUUCUGUCAAGUUUGAAAGUGACUGA
Acanthisitta chloris (rifleman) is the source of this 1912-nucleotide messenger RNA. Its product is annotated as nucleolar and coiled-body phosphoprotein 1-like. The transcript has 12 exons. The record is from RefSeq and is a predicted model, not a curated record. The annotation marks the transcript as partial. NCBI's taxonomy places the organism in Eukaryota, Metazoa, Chordata, Aves, Passeriformes, Acanthisittidae.